This is a messenger RNA of Synchytrium microbalum, 528 nucleotides long. RefSeq lists its product as uncharacterized. The transcript is spliced from 2 exons. The annotation marks the transcript as partial. The record is from RefSeq and is a predicted model, not a curated record. Lineage: Eukaryota; Fungi; Chytridiomycota; Chytridiomycetes; Synchytriales; Synchytriaceae.
GAUGGCCCAUAUCUUGGUAAACAUCACGACGCAUGGGUAUUACACGUGUCGGGUCUAUUGGAUAUACUGGAGGAGAGCUUGCAGUUUGGGGAUGGAAGGCAGUUUGUGUUAUAUGGUGAUCCAGCUUAUCCGGUAUCUGAUCACCUCGUCCGACCCUUCAAGGCUCCUCACGAUCCAGCUCACAUCCGAUUCAAUAAAAUGAUGUCAACGGUUCGAAUUGCAGUUGAGUGGGGGUUUGGGAUGAUCAUUUCUCGAUGGGCAUUCUUGGAUUUCGAGAAAAAUCUCAAGCUACUGCUUCAGCCUGUGGGGCAGUACUACCUCGUCUGUGGGUUACUCACUAAUGCUAUGACGUGUUUGAACGGAAAUCAAACAAGCACGUUUUUUGGGAUCAAUCCCCCCAAUUUGAACCAGUACUUCACUCAUGAGGCUUCUCAACAUGACGCGGAAACUUGUUUUCACUGUAAAACGUAUCGUAGGGUAAGAAUCAAUCUUGUCUGUCUUACUGUAUGUUGCUUUAUUCAGGCUUAA